This is a messenger RNA of Ostrinia furnacalis (Asian corn borer), 7070 nucleotides long. Its product is annotated as hemicentin-1. Gene Ontology annotation, molecular function: calcium ion binding. Gene Ontology annotation, cellular component: plasma membrane. The transcript is spliced from 47 exons. The record is from RefSeq and is a predicted model, not a curated record. Gene Ontology annotation, biological process: homophilic cell-cell adhesion. The coding region runs from base 18 to 7028 and encodes 2336 amino acids. Lineage: Eukaryota; Metazoa; Arthropoda; Insecta; Lepidoptera; Crambidae.
UUACAGUGCGCGCUAAAAUGUAUCGCGGGGCGGUACACUUGGUUCUAAUUAUUUCGAUUUGUGUCAAAGUGUCAGUGUCACAGCCUAAAUACAUUCCUGGCAGUGUCAAAGAGGAUUUGAAGGUGCACCAAGACAAGGAUGACGGCAAGAGUAGCCUGGUGUUUGUUUUUGACACGACUGGGUCCAUGUACAAUGAUUUGAGGCAGCUAAGAGAGGGCGCUGAAAUGAUAAUGGAUACGGCUUUGGAGGAGAGCAAGAUUAUAGCCGAUUUCGUGUUUGUGCCCUUCCAUGAUCCUGGCGUAGGUCCAGCCACAGUGACCCGUCGUAAAGGUGUGUUCAAAGCGGCUCUAAACAUAGUCCGUGUGUACGGAGGCGGAGACUGCCCGGAGAAGUCAUUGAGUGGUAUCCAGCUGGCUCUCAACGUGAGCCGACCGCGGUCUUUUGUGUACGUGUUCACCGAUGCCACGGCCUCUGACCAUAGACUCGUGGGGAAUGUGCUGGAUUUGGUGCAGAGGAAACAGAGCCAGGUGGUAUUUGUCCUCACAGGGCAUUGCAAUGAUCUCCAGAAGCCUACUUAUCUAGUUUAUCAGCAAAUCGCAGCCGCUAGCUCAGGCCAAGUGUUCAAUCUUAACAAAACCAGCGUUCAUAAGGUGCUCGACUUCGUUAGAAGUUCAAUAAGGGGUAGAAAUGUAAACCUCGGUUCUUCCGUCAAUCCACCUGGAUAUAAUCACACACAGGAGAUUCCAGUGGAUAAUACUUUAGGGGAAGUAACAGUAUCAGUAUCUGGAGCCAAGCCAAGUAUUAAAGUGAUCGAUCCUAAAGGAGAAGAACUCACUGGGCCACCGAAGCUUAUCACCACUUUGGACCUUUCCGAAAUUAUGGUAGUAAAAGUAAUGCAGCCAGAACCGGGAAACUGGACGAUUACAGUGGGGAGUGAGGAGGAGUAUUCCGUGAGGGUAGUGGGGCUGUCCAAUCUCACAUUCACCCACGGCUUCUCUGUAUCGCCGCCGGCUGACAUACGCGAGACCAGCUACCGGCCGCUGAAGAGUACAUACAACCACCUAAUGAUCUCGCUGACCCAACCAGAGGCGCCGGCGAACAUAGACUACGCGGAAAUACUGGAUCUCACCGGGAAGACGUUAUUCGAAGUGCCGUUGCGCGAAGUUGACCAUUUGAAUAAGACCUACGUAGCCGAACCGUUCAUACCGCCCGACGAAUUCUUUUACAUUGCUAUUAAUGGACACGACGGCAACAAUCAAGAGUUGAGGAGAAUAGGCGCUACUGCUGUUCAAGCAAAACUGCCAGAUGUUCCUUAUCUGACUGCGCCUAGAAAGGUGGAAGCCCGCUACCACGAGCGAGUGGUGCUGACGUGUGGCGUAGAGAGUCUCGUACCGGUCACUGCGGCGUGGACGCACGGCUUCGAGAGAAUACAGCCAAAGGUCUCUAGUCUGCAAACUACAUCAACGGACUACGUCAUCGAGGAUAUGUCUCCGGAGUAUGCGGGCGAAUACCGCUGUGUAGCCACCAACGCGGCUGGGCAGAGCGUGGCCCACACUGAGAUAGUACUUAUAGUGGACCCUCCACAAGUGACCGUGAGCCCCGGCAACCAAACGCUACAGUUCGGGGAGGAGUUGACGAUAUCCUGCCAAGUUUUUAGCGAGGCCUUGUUAAUGAAUAUGCAAAUGGUCUUCAAAGGGAUGGAUACAGAUAUGACUGAAGUCUAUGUGGAGCCAAAUUUUAAUGGUUUUUAUUCCUACAACAAAACUAUACCACACGUUGAUGAGAACCACAAUGGGGCGUAUACCUGCAUUGCUACUAACAGUGCUGGCCAAACCAAAGCUUCGAUGAACAUAACAGUGCAAUCGGAGCCGAUCGUUCAGAUCCUCGGUCCUCACAGCAUCAGGAGACUCCUGCAUUCCGAUAUCCAACUCAGUUGCCACGUGGAGAAUGCUGAGUUGAUGCAGUGGGUAGCUCCUAAUAAGAGUGUGGUGCUGGAAAAUGUGGUGAAUGGGAGCUAUGAUGGGAUGUUCGAGGUUAAGAAUGUCACUGGAGGCCCUUGGACAUGUGUGGGGUUGAGAGGACCGUACAGAGUUACUGACGCAAUCGAAGUGGAUAUCCUAAUAAAACCAUCAGCUAUUAUUGAGGGUAGUAAGAACAUUACCAUUCUGAAUGGGACUAUUCUCGAGGUCACCUGUAUGGUCACGGCCAGGCCGCCGCCAAGAAUCAUCUGGCACAGAGAAACUGAGAGCUUCCUCAAUCACACUAUAACAUCCAUCAAAGACAAUAUUUACAAAAGCGUCUUGAAGCUUAACAGCUCGGAAGACGCAGUGGAAGCGACAUAUUUCUGCAUCGGGGAGAACUCUGAGGGUAUAUCGGAAGACAGCAUCGUGGUCAAUGUACGCCGCAAGAUGAGCUUGGUAGAGGGGUUUACUGACAAAUCAGUAGAAAUAUACUCCCAAGUGGAUCUCCACUGUGAAAUAGACGCUUACCCCGCCCCUCGUAUCACCUGGCACCACAACGGGACGGAGUUGGUGUCAGACCACAACGUCCAGCUGUCAGACGACGGAACUGUCAUGUACGUGCUGAUGGUUGACUUUGACAACCUCGGAGAAUACGCUUGCGAAGCUCAGAAUGAGUACGAGAGGAUGAGAGUAAAUGGGACCUUAAGUGUUCGCGGAUUGGAAUCGCCUGUCCUUUCAAAGGAACCAGCUAAAAGGAUUGCCCGUAGUGGAGAGUCUACAAUACUAACAUGUAGAGUGCUUCAAGGCAAACCAGAGCCAUUACUAUCGUGGAAAUUUAAAAGCGACUCCUCAGAUGACUUCUCUGACCUCCCGUGGGCUGCAGAGUUGAGUGAGGAUAGCACGAAUUUGACGAUACCGUCUGUUAAAGUCGAUUACGAUGGGAUAUAUCGGUGUGUCGCAGAAAAUGUUGUGGGGAGAGACGCGUAUGAAGUAGAGUUGGUGGUUCAAUAUCCUCCACGCCUCAUAGACCUAUCGAACGAAACGGAAACAGUCACAAAACCAGUGAACAUAAAGGCUGGAGGCAACGUGACGUUCUCGUGCAAAGCCGUGGGCGUCCCGCCGCCUAUCGUGGUGUGGACCAAGAAUAACCGACAGCUGGCCUAUACGAACACUGUGUACUUGUCGAACUCGAACGAUUUAGUGAUUGAAAAGGCGAACGAAUUCGACUCAGGAUUGUACACGUGCAACGCUACCAGCACUUUGGGUUCUUCGCAGAAGAACUUCACACUGUUCGUGUAUGUCUCCCCCUCAAUAUCUUCUCCACCAUUAGAGCCUGUAACGCACGUAUCCGAGGGCCAAUUAGUGCAGUUGCCGUGCCGUGUCCAAGGCCUGCCCGCGCCGCGUGUCCGUUGGCUACGAGGCGGAGAAGAUGUAACCGACUCAAGGAAACUUGUGGACGAAUAUGGUAUAAGAUUCAUAGCAAACGUCACAGAUUUCGGCGAAUACACGUGUCUUGUUGAAAACGACUUCGGCAACGCAUCUGUAUCGUUCCCGUUAUAUGUUUGGGUUCCCCCUUCAAUCCAUCCCUUGGAGUCGACGAAACAUGUACUCGCUGGCUCUAAUGCCACUCUCCAAUGCGAUGCUAUGGGGUUCCCCAUACCAAACAUAGUAUGGGAGUUCCAUGAUGAAAUCCUUAUAGAAAACACCACCGAUUUAAGCUUUAAUGAUAUUGGGAACCUGUUUAUAACAAAUGUAAGCUCGAAACACGAAGGUUCUUACGCCUGCGAAGCGGGAAACAUCGCAGGAAACGACAAGAAGUUCAUUUAUUUACAUGUAAACGAACCUCCAAAAAUCUUGGAUCAAGAAUUUUCAGGCCCGUAUUUAGCAACGAACAUGGAUACUGAGUUGGUUAUCUCAUGCAAAGCGUCAGGGAAACCUAAACCUUACGUGCUGUGGAGUAAAGACGAAAUACUCUUGGACAAUGAUGAGACUUACAAAAUAGAUUUCGAUGGAACAUUGACUAUAAAGUCGCCAACCGAAGAACUUAGUGGGCAAUAUAUUUGCAUUGCGAAGAACGCAGUUGGCGAAACUAACCACACUAUCUCUGUUGAGAUUUACUCUUUACUAACGCGAACGCAGUCUGAAGAAUCUCACACCAAAGUGACGUUAUUGGAAGGCACCAACGCCAGCGUCGAGUGCCCGGUGCCUGCUUCUAGCAAGGAUCUAGUGAAAUGGUAUAAGGGCGCAAAGCUGAUUUCAGAAGGCGUGCUCCAAAUAGCCAACGUGUCCCGCCAAAACACCUCCGAGCUUGCAUGCGUAGUCACCAAUGUAGCUGGCUCUGCAUAUGCCAGUAUCAGUCUUGACGUGGAAUGGGCACCGGCGUUUAAGGAUAAAGGAUACACAGACGUGGAAGUUGUGAGAGGAAACGAUUGGUACUUCGACUGCGCUGUAGACGCAAAGCCCAGGGCGAAGACCAAAUGGCUAUUCAACUCGAAGCUGAUAGUGUUCGAGGACAAAGAGCGGCUGAAGCUCCUAAAUGUCCAGCUGCGACACACCGGUACAUAUAAAUGCAUCGUCAGCAACAAACACGCUACUGUGUCUAGGCAGUUCACUCUGGAUGUUUUAGUUCCUCCUUUCAUAUCCGAGUUUGAUCUGUUGGACGUGCAGCUGAAAGAAGGCACCAACGCUACUCUGGAGUGCAACGCCAAGGGCUCACCUCAGCCUGACGUCAAGUGGACUUAUAACAACUCAAACUGGCAAGUCCAAAACUCGUCUCUUGUCAGCACGGGCCUGACCGAGGCUUCCGAAGGCCUAUACCGUUGUGACGCGGCCAACAAGGCAGGAACUGCGCACAUUGUGUAUAGAGUGAGUGUGGUGGCCGCAGCCAGAAUAACGGAGGUCGUGCUUUAUAAUGGAGAGGCUACUACGGUGGACAAAGUAGCUGAAGUCGUGGAAGGCACAAGCGCAAGAAUAUCCUGCAAAGCAUCAGGCAAGCCUGUACCAAAGAUUCAAUGGAUACGAAACGGCGAAGCGAUCGGCGAAAACGAUGAGAGCAUAAGCUACGCAGACUUAGUUCUAAAGGAUGUGAAACUGAAUGACGCCGGCGUGUAUGCAUGCGUGGCGUCUAAUGAGGGAGGAGUGGCUGAAGAGAAAAUUCGGUUGGAGGUGUUAGAGCCUCCAAAAAUAUUCCAAACACUGUUCCAAGAUAACUCCACCGUCGAAGUCAAUUUGGAAGUAAUAACAGGCCAGUCUUUUUACCUGCACUGCCAUCCUUACGGCAAUCCUUUGCCUGAAAUCUAUUGGUUCAAGGAUGGGCUACUACUAAGGUUGUUCGACGACAGCUUGGUAUCGAGCGAAUACGGCGAAGUCCUUCAAGCCAGAGCAGCGGUGACGAGCCACGCGGGCAACUAUACGUGCGUUGCAAGGAAUGCCGUCGGCAACGCGAGUCUGGUGUACUUACUUGACGUCAUGGUUCCCCCACCAAUACCAAAAGAAAGCGCCAAGCUAGUGACAACCCGCGCGGGCAGAGCGUUACAAUUAAAAUGCCCUGCGGAAGGCAGCCCUGUGCCGGCCGUGAUGUGGCUCAGGCAUCCCUACACCGAGCUAAGUGAUGGCUCGCCGAGAGUCGCCUUGCUCGAUGACAACUUUACUCUCAUAAUAAACAACACAGAAGUCUCCGACAGCGGAAAAUACUCCUGCAUAAUGACGAACAAAGUGGGCACAACAGAAUUGGUGUUUGACGUGACAGUGGAAAUGCCGCCUUCCAUCGCUGGCAACACCGCUGCUCAAGACACGAGUGUGGAGCACCAUGUGGUGCCUUUGAUGAGGAGCCUCGUGCUCAAAUGUGAGGUAGAUGGUAACCCUGCGCCGAAGGUCAGCUGGCUCAAGGACACACAGCGCCUCAGCGACUCGCUGUCCAGCAUACAGCACGUGCAAGGCCACAGCUUGCUGGCCGUCUGGGGCGCGCGGGCUCGCGACGCGGGCCAGUACAUCUGCGUGGCCGAGAACACCGCGGGCACCGCGCAUCGGCGGUACAACGUGGCUGUCAGAGUCCCGGGCAAGUGGAGCGGCUGGUCGGCGUGGGGGCUGUGCAACGCCACGUGCGGCGCCGGCGCACAAACCCGCGCAAGACGCUGCCGCUACCAGGCUGACGACGGGACCGUCUACGAUAAGACGACGAAUUCUGAUAGAAUAAUUUUGGACGAAUCCGAAUGCAAAGGACCGACCACCGACAAAAGGAAAUGUCAUAUGCCACCGUGUGAAGAUGAAGUAGUAACGCGUUGGGGCCCAUGGUCUCGCUGGACGGCGUGUUCCGCGUCGUGCGGCGCGGGCACGCAGGCGCGCGCUCGUCGAUGCCGCGGCCCACAGCCCUGCUAUGGAGAUAAUGUGCAAAUAAGAAAAUGUCCCAAUCUGCCAAAAUGUGAGCCUAUCUCUGAAAAGCGAGACGUCGAAUAUUUUAGCAGCAGCGAACAAACGACAGAGACGGACCCUUACUUGCCCGAAGCGACUUACGAAAUGCAACCGGAAGCUAUGGCACCACCACCAGAUGUAGAAGAAUUUCACAUUAAAGCAGAACCGAAACCAUCUUCCGUUUACGAUGUGAACGUGACCAGCAAUCUGGACUUCAGCGAGCGCGGCCCGUGCCGGCCCGGGUACCGCCACAACCGGACCACCAACACCUGCGACGACAUAGACGAGUGCAGUAUCGAGUACAACCAGUGUCACUCUACGCAAGUUUGCGGGAAUACCGCGGGCGCCUACCGCUGCUCGUGCCCGCCCGGCUUCUCCUCGCUCGGGCCGGGCCAGCGCUGCUUGGACAUCAACGAGUGCGAGCAAGAAGUGUCGGGCUGCGAGUACGCGUGCGUGAACGUUGCAGGCGGCUACGCGUGCGCCUGCCCGCGUCACUUGCGCCUGCACCUCGACCGCCACCACUGCGUGCCGCGUGAGUCCACAGCAUCGGCAUAUCGGCAGCCUUUCGCUUUCGAGAACCUCGAACUGGGGGACUAUCUCAGCGCAUCUUUCGGCCGGCCCCCCAGCCGGACGAGAACACUGGAAUUUGAACCUUAAAAUGCUUAGACGGUAAAUACAAAAUAUAUUUGUAAUUAUUUA